Iphiclides podalirius (scarce swallowtail) is the source of this 408-nucleotide messenger RNA. Lineage: Eukaryota; Metazoa; Arthropoda; Insecta; Lepidoptera; Papilionidae. The record is from the annotation of a GenBank genome assembly.
AUGGAUAAGCUUUUUAAAAUAUCGCCUUUUGAAGAUUUUAAAAGCGCUGUGGAUGGUGUUAUACACAAUUUAUAUAACAUGGAAAAUCAGUGUAAUUAUAUAUCUGAAGAUGAUCUAAAACUAGCAAAAGAAGAGUUAAAGAAGUUAAUAUUAGAAAAAAACUGUGAAUUUGCCGCUUUAACUCCCUUUUUGGAAUCCAAGCAUGCAUAUGGUGAAACAGUACAAGAUUUUGACUGGUUUAUUAAAUUAAUUAUGGGAACAAGUGAAUUAAAAACUCUAGAAUAUCCUCUCCUACAACUGAUGUUAUUAACAGUCACAAAAUCUGGAAGUAAAGAUAAAAAGAUAUAUGAUAUUAGCAAAGAUAUGUUAGAUAAGAUAAUAACAGUUUUGGAAGAAGCUUUUAAUACU